This is a messenger RNA of Orcinus orca (killer whale), 6515 nucleotides long. RefSeq names its product NIPA magnesium transporter 1 (gene NIPA1). Gene Ontology annotation, molecular function: magnesium ion transmembrane transporter activity. Lineage: Eukaryota; Metazoa; Chordata; Mammalia; Artiodactyla; Delphinidae. Gene Ontology annotation, biological process: magnesium ion transport. The transcript is spliced from 6 exons. Gene Ontology annotation, cellular component: membrane. Bases 435 to 1199 code for a protein of 254 amino acids. The record is from RefSeq and is a predicted model, not a curated record.
GCGGCGGCGGCCGGGGAGGGGGCGCGCAGCCCGAGCCCCGCCGCCGUGUCGCUCGGCCUGGGCGUGGCCGUGGUGUCGAGCCUGGUGAACGGGUCUACGUUCGUGCUGCAGAAGAAGGGCAUCGUGCGCGCCAAGCGGCGAGACCCAAUCGCUUUGCAGCCGUGCAUCCCACCGACCUCUGGUUGGCGCCCAGGCGUCCCUGUCACCCGCACCCACCGGCUGCUAGGGAAAGCUUCCUGUUUGCAGUAUCCCCCGAAUGGUCGGAGCCCAGUGCCUGCUCAGAAGGAGCGACGGGCCUCCCGCCUUUGCUGUGACUCUGGCCUGGGGUGCACUUGGAGGGCAGGACCUGCUGACUUCUCGCCCUGCAGUGGCCACACCAGUGCAGAAGUACCUCCUAUUUAACAGACAUUGUGUGGUGGGCAGGAACAAUUGCAAUGGCUGUUGGCCAGAUUGGAAACUUCCUGGCUUACACGGCGGUCCCCACAGUCCUGGUGACUCCUCUUGGUGCCCUUGGAGUGCCAUUUGGGUCCAUUUUAGCUUCUUACCUUCUGAAAGAAAAGCUCAACAUCUUGGGCAAGUUGGGGUGUCUACUAAGCUGUGCGGGUUCUGUCGUGCUGAUUAUCCACUCCCCGAAAUCUGAGAGUGUGACCACUCAGGCCGAGCUGGAGGAGAAGCUGACCAACCCAGUGUUCGUAGGCUAUCUGUGCAUCGUGCUGCUCAUGCUGCUGCUGCUGAUCUUCUGGAUCGCACCGGCCCACGGGCCCACCAACAUCAUGGUCUACAUCAGCAUCUGCUCCUUGCUGGGGAGUUUCACCGUGCCUUCCACUAAGGGCAUUGGGCUGGCAGCCCAAGACAUCUUCCACAACAAUCCGUCUAGUCGGCGUGCCCUCUGCCUGUGCCUGGUGCUCCUGGCCGUGCUUGGCUGCAGCAUCAUCAUCCAGUUCAGGUACAUCAACAAGGCCCUCGAGUGCUUCGACUCCUCUGUGUUUGGGGCCAUCUACUACGUUGUGUUCACCACACUGGUCUUGCUGGCCUCGGCCAUCCUCUUCCGGGAGUGGAGCAACGUGGGUCUGGUGGACUUCCUGGGCAUGGCCUGCGGGUUCACCACUGUCUCCGUUGGGAUUGUCCUUAUACAGGUGUUCAAAGAGUUCAACUUCAACCUUGGGGAGAUGAACAAAUCUAAUAUGAAAACAGACUAGGAUGUAACAGGGGGUUGGAUGGCUUGAGGAACAGGAAAUGGAUGUGGCUUCUGGUCCUGAUUUGUCGUGAAGUAGAAGAGACCGUAAAUUGCUGGUGUUGGAGUUGCCUGUAUAUUAAUGGAUGGGCUGGUGGAGAGUGAGGAUGUGUUGCUCAGCACUGGGGUGGGGGCCCAGCCUUCUGUACUCUGAAGUUGCUCAGUGGUUGCCUGGAUGUCAUCUCUCUCUGAUGAGAGGAAUCUUAUGUUCAUUGCCAUUAACCUGGAAGCUUUCAUGAAUACUCUUUGCUUUUAAAACACGUCAUCAUUAUUUAAAUAGAAUGGGCCUUUUCUGAUUAGUCUUUGCAGGGGAACAGAUAUUCUUACUUAGAAGCUUACUUUGGAAAUGGGAGAAAUUGUUGUCUUGAAGUCUGACUCUACAGUAAAUGUGUCUGUAGUUUUUUUAAUUUUGCAUUAAGCAUGUAUAACAUUCAGGUGUCAGAUCCAAAUCAGAGGCAUAUACAUUUAAUUGGUUUUAAUCCUCUGAUGUGUUGACCCUCCUACCCCCAACUCCUAGACAUUUUAAUUGCAAACAGAGAGAGAAGAGUGAAUGGAAAUUAUAUACUGUUCCAUUUGCAGGAUGAUUUUCAAUAGCUCAAAUCAAUUUCAGUGCCUUUAUUACUUGAACUAUUCACUUAAUUUGACUAUUACUGUGUGUAUGUUCUCUUAGAUUAGAGUAAUGCAGCCUCCUUGAUUAUACUUUAAUAUUUCACUCUUCAAAACAUAAAUGUUGAAAGCAGUUAGAAAUUAUAGUAUAUUCAUUCACUGGAAGAGAGUCAAGACUAAGGGCACAUUGGAGUAAAUCAACCCUUUCAGCAUGUAGUUAUAGUUCAAUUAAAGACAAUUGACUUAAGUAGCAUGAGGUAUUUUAUUUGCAUUCAGUCUAAUGUAACUGGGAUCCAGUAUUAAAUAUAUUCAUGUUCUCUUUCAGCAAGCAUUGUGGCCAUUAAGAAGAAAUAAAUUAUUUAACUUGAUAAUAAGGCUGUUAAAUGAGAGAGUAACUGUUCAAUAGCACAUAUGAGUUCCCUGUAAUUCAGGAACAAGUUAAAGGACACAAUUAAGCUUAGGCUAUAUUCUACAAACUGGAACACACAUAGUUUUCAAAAGAAUUUCUAGCAAAAAUGAAAACAAUUUGUAGCCAUCUCCCUGUUGUUUGAGAUGGCAGAGCACCCUACAAUUCCUCAGUCAAACUUCUGAAAUGCAAAAUAUCCAUUAAUUAUUCCAGUAUUUGGAUCAAAGAGGUCAUUUGGCUAUCUAUAGUAACCUUGCAUGUGUAUUAAGUGGGAACAAAGCACAGAGUGAUGCAGAUAUUCAUCACGAUAUCAUGUACUUCAUUUGCAGUGGUUCUCCCACCCCUGCACCAUGCGGCAUGACGGAUCUUAGUUCCCUGACCAGGGAUCGAACCAGUGCCCACUGCAGUGGAAGCUUGGAGUCUUAACCACUGGACCACCAGGGAAGUCCCAUGUGUACCGUUUUAUCUAAAUAGGAAGCUAUGCCAAGUUGAAAGAUGGGAUUGGGUAAGGUAGAUUUGGUGAUACCCAAUUAAAUAAUACCCAAUUUAAAUUACUAAGGAAUGUCAAUAGGAAAAAAAAAAGUGUUUUUUCGGACAAAAAGAACAUUUCUAAAGACCUAAGGAAUAGUUCCCUAAAGUGUUGAACAAAGAGACUAAACUAAAUGAGGAUAGUUUAACAUAGAGAAAAAAACACCUUUAUGAAUUAAAAGUACAUGUGAUGAUCAUGGGUUGUCAAGUGAUCUGUGAACUAACAGCAGCAAGAAUAUUUAAAAAUUUUUAAAAAUCUUAUAGUAACUGAUAGUUAAUAAAUGCUCAAAAAAUGCAUUACUCUUUUUAUCAGCUCGUGAAGGUUUGUUUUUUAUCAUCAGUAUUUUUAGGAAUGCAGGCCUUAAUUUAUUGAACUGAACUUUCUGAAAGUAUAAUGCAGAAGUAUAAAUAUACUUUUAGGCAUAAAAAUCAUUUCUAGGUAAGGAGUAUGAGAUAUUCAGAGAAUACAUGUGGCUAUACAAGUAUAAUGAGAAAGUCCAUGUGUCAUAUGGAAAUUACCAUUUUUUUGUUUACAGUUUACAUGUGAAGCUUAGUUUAUUUAAAUUCAUCUGUUGAUGUUCCUGAUUACAGUUAAUCCAUGAUUAUUCCAUAGAUACUUAGAGGUGAUAUUUUCUGGAUUAUCUCCCUAUGAUUUUUUUUAGAGUAAAAUAGAAUCUCAAAGUAGUAAUAGUUUGUCUCCUCUUGAAGGUGGUAAGUCCCAGAACAGUUAGACUCUCCCAAGUUUACAUCUGUUCAGCAAAUUACCUUGGUAGGAUACACAACUUCCCUUCCAGUGGAACACAGUUCAUAUCAUCCAUUGUAUUCCAAAAGUGUGACUCUAGCCUGGAAGUCAUUGACAUGACCAGCAGUCUAACAGCCUAAUUUUCAAGUUUAACAUAGAGCGUUUAAUAUCUGACUUAUAGUAUUUAUUUUACAGAUUCAUGUUUUUAUAAUUUGGAAUUACAAAAAAAGAUUUAAAAAGUAAAGCUUUGAAGGGUAGGGCCCAGAAUGGGGAUAGGUCUUAUAUUGGUCUUUCCAAAAGUAAAUACAUAUAAAACAUUUUCAUUAUUAUGGUAUUCUUUGGGUUUUAUCUUCAAUUAAAGCAAGCCUCCUCUAAAAUCAUAUGUUUGUGAUAUGAUAUCCAGGCUUGCUCUGGAUAGAUACUUAAAUAGGCCAUUUCUCUCCUGUCUUACUUGGACAAUGCCUUGUUUUCUCAUCUGAAUCUUUGCAUUUAAAAAGAUUGCUUCCUGUUCUGCUCAGUGAUCAAGUGUAGGGCCUAUUAAGGAUUCUAACCCAAACCCAGCACGAAGACCACCCUGGGUGUUUUGCUGUUCUGCAGGACUGCUCCAACUCUGCAAAGAAGGAUCCGGAGAGAAGGGCAGUCUGCUCCCUGUCACAUGGGGAGCAAGAACUGCCCACGGCUGGACCUUCAGGGGGAAUCAUCACUCAGAUGUUAUUAUGGUCUUUUCACAUUAGAAAAUUAGUGAAAUACACUUUGCUGCUCUUGGUUCAGCAAUAAGAAAUAUUCCUUCAAGUCCUACUUCUCAGGCCAAUUUGAUUUAUGCAGUUUUAUUUCCAGAGGUUCAUUCCAGCUGUAGUAGAUUGGUCUUCGGGUUUUUCUUUGGGUUCCACGUCUGAUAGAAGAGAGCACUGUUGAAGUAUGCAGUCACCUCUCACCUUCCUUCUUCGUCGACUGCUCAGCUCUUUGUAAAUACUGCGCUCCCUUCUAGAGGCCAGUUUCUAGACAUCCAUAAAGUGCUCAAGAUGCACUGUCUACACGCGUGGAUGAGUCCACAGAGACUGAGGUGUUGAUCACAGGCCACUGUCGUGCUGCCUAAUUCUUGUUGGGAGAUGACACCUCUCGUUUCUAAGCUGCUCAACUAACCCAGAAGAGCAGUUUACAGAGCUAUGCCCAUCACUCUUCUUUGAUGCCUACUUGAUCCUGACUUAGACUUCCUGGGACUGAGUAGGAACUUGGAAAGAGAAGAAGCUUUAGUUUAGAUCUGUUCAUUGACUGUCUGAUUGGCUUCAGUGGUCUGAAGAAGUUGUCCUUAACUGUGUCUGACAUCGCCGAAGUAGUUCACCUAUCAAGCAGGAUUAGAUGGAAACUUGGUGUUCCACCUUCUCAGGGACCAAAAACGUAACAUUAACUCCUUGGCAUUGACCUUCCUCCCAAGGACAUAUCUGUGUUAGUUUUUCAUAUGUUUUACUCAUAUUCAUAGCUAGAGGUCUGUUAGCUUGAGUUAGGAAGAGAAAAGAUCAGUUUGCACACCAGUCACACCAUAAAACAGUUUAUCAUAUAAAAUACCUCAACUAUAUGUAUUCCUCACUUCCGCCUCACAGUUGAACUGGUGAUGAAUUUUAAGGUGAUUUUUCACAUCUGGCCAGAUUCUUAUACCUCCAUCAUAUACUUGAAAAGAUUAAGAAUUUUAGGAAUGGGAACAAGAAUUUGGCCCAAUAUCUACUCAUUUAUUUUCGUACACAUUUCUCACAUGCUAUUAAAUGCAACAAAGAAUUAUAUUUUAAGAAAAUGUAACUCUGUGUUACAUCAAAAACAUAUUGUCUAGUGAAAAGUUGAUAUUCAGUAGAACAAUGAUCAUGUAAAUAAGCAUCUAUUUCAAAUGUACCCAAUGUGAUAAAAAGCAUAGUCUAGGGCCCAGUGCAUGAGCCGGGGAGGAUUUAUUUGUUCUUUUCUCUGUUUUUCCUGAAUUGUGCAACUAUAGGUGAGUCACUUAACCUUUCUGUGCCUCAGUUUCUCUACCUCUAAAUGGUGGGAUGGGUCUCCAAAUCUGUGUUAGAGCACUCACAUGUUUAGUUUGUGCUGGUAGCCUCAGACCAGAGCGCAUGUGCAGGACUCCUUUGGAGCGAUGCACCAUGCAUCCUGUCUGCUCAGGACCAUGCUGUAGACACACAGCUUCGAGCACUGAGUAAGCAAAGGAAGCACUGGGUGUAAAGUCUGCAUGAUUCCAUGAAGCUUUAAUUUUCUUUUUUUUUUGUUUUAAAAGGCAGGGUUUUAUAUUUUCUGUUGUAAAAUAUGGAAAUUAAGCAAGGACUUUAAAAACCUGCACUGAGAGAUCACAUUCUGAUGGUGUGAUGAGCUUCUCUGACAUUCUGCAAAGGUUUAUGUUCUGCAGAAGAAUCAAUGACUUGUGAACCAGAUUGAUUCUGUUGCGUUGAAUUUGUAAUGAAUGAUGCUGAACUUCCUGCUUCCAAGCGGCUCAACGCUGACCAUGAACUACCUGACACCAGGUAAAUGUCAGGAACUCCCAAACCACUAGUGCCAAAGGGUCACAUUGAAAAGUACAGAAUAUUUCUUUUAUUUGUCAGACUAUAAUAAUUUGCUCCCCCCUGCCAUGUCAGUGUUUUUGCAGUUUGGAAAAAUUUAAGGGUACUGUUUUUCCAGUAGCAUUCCUGAGUGUUUUUGCCUUUUUAAAUGAUAACUAUUACUGUCUUGUAAAAUGGAAUAUAAUUGUGAAAGAGAGGAAGAAGACUAGAUAAAAAAAUGUAAAAUGUUUGAUUGGUUGCAUAAAAUUUUUUUCAUGUAAAUGUAUCAGGGAAGCUUCCAAUUAGCACACACACCCAUUUGUCAAUGACUAAGACUUGCUUAUAUUUUGCUUUAUAGAAGUAGUCAUAGCAUGUUGUAAUUGCCUUAUGUAAAUAAAAAUGCUAUUUAUUAAGUUUUCCAAUAAUAUUUAUUAAUCUGUAUGUGUUUUAAAAUAAAAUAACUUAUUUCUAGCUGAA